AUUACACUUGUUGUUUCAGGUCCACGUAAUUUACAUUAUGACUCCAUCGGAGUUUCAAGAAUGGACUUGAACUAAUAGAAAGAGUUCGGUGUUUAAGUAAAUUGCGUAUAAUUCAUCGCACUUUUUAACUUCGCGUAAUUUCAACUCCGGGUGUGCCGCACAAAGUUUCGCGCGAUCCUCGUUUUGUGAUAAUUAGUUUGCUCGCGAUCGUAAUUAGGCGUGUUUCGCGAGUGAGUGCUGCCAAGGAAUCUGAGAGGACAUCUAGGAGAUCUAGGAAGCAUUCGGCAACAGCGGAGCAACCAUGAGCGCGAGGGAGGGAAAAAGUAGUGGUGGUGCCGCUGUGUCGUGGUGGUACAUCUGCCGGAGCGGAUCCUGAAGGCAACGCGUUCCUCUGGAGGCGCUCAGGAGACAGUCAAGAUCCAUCGCCGCUCGGAGAUGUCGGAAAGUCAAGGUGAGGCGAGGACGUGAGGGUUGAUCCGAUGAAUGGGGCCGAGCUCUGACAAAGUUUUCACCCGGGGGCGAUCAUGACAGGAACAUACCGGAGAUCGAAAGCGCGUACGAAGAUGAGGUGCAGUUCGCCAGGGGCAGCGCAACCCCUGGUGAAGACAUCAUUGGUGAAGAGGACGACAGCCAAGGCGGAGGUGGUACGAACAACUUUCCCUUGAGAAUGGCGUCCGACGCAACGAGGGGUCGAUUCAGCGUCGCCGGCGGCUUCCUACGAGGCACCGCCGGGCAGCACGUGAACUUCGACCCCGAGGCGCCUCCGAUGCCGCCAAUACAUGUCGUGCAGACGACCUGUCUGCUCGAACGACCGGAGAUUGACAAGAAAGUCAAGAGACACAGUAUACACGGCAUGAUGGAGGAAGAAAACGUCGUGAGACCUCAUCAGGAAAUGGCCAGCCUGUCGCUUCAGGAGAAGAAAUAUCUUCUCGCCGUCGAACGCGGAGACGUGGCUUCCGUUAGAAGAAUGCUCCAAAAAGCCCACGAGGCCGACAUUAACAUUAACUGCGUGGAUCCUCUCGGACGAUCGGCCCUCCUUAUGGCGAUCGAUAAUGAAAAUCUAGAGAUGGUGGAGCUUUUAAUAGAGCACAAGGUCGAAACCAAGGACGCGCUUCUUCACGCCAUCUCCGAGGAAUUCGUUGAAGCGGUGGAGGUCCUUCUAGAGCACGAGGAAACCCUCCACAGAAAUGGCGAGCCACAUAGCUGGGAGGCUCUACCUCCUGAUACAGCCACGUUCACGCCCGACAUUACGCCGUUGAUCCUGGCGGCUCACAGGGACAACUACGAAAUUAUAAAGAUCCUCCUGGAUCGUGGAUCCACUCUGCCGAUGCCACACGACGUUCGCUGCGGAUGCGACGAGUGCGUGACAUCGAGGAUGGAGGAUUCCCUAAGGCAUUCGAGGAGCCGAAUAAACGCCUAUCGGGCGUUGGCGUCGCCGUCCUUGAUAGCACUGUCGUCUAAAGAUCCCAUCCUGACUGCUUUCGAGCUCUCCUGGGAACUUCGACGGCUCUCAUUCUUGGAGCACGAAUUCAAGAUCGAGUAUCAGGAGCUCCGAAGACAGUGCCAAGAUUUCGCGACCGCAUUGCUGGACCACACUAGAAGUUCCUACGAGCUCGAAGUCCUGCUGAAUCACGACCCAACGGGACCAGCUUUUGAACACGGAGAGAGAAUGCAUCUCAACCGUUUAAAAUUAGCAAUUAAGCUGAGACAGAAGAAGUUCGUGGCGCAUCCUAACGUGCAGCAGCUAUUGGCAUCGAUCUGGUACGAGGGUCUGCCGGGGUUCCGAAGGAAGAACAUGUUCCUUCAAGCGCUGGAAAUCGUCAGAAUCGGCGUCCUCUUCCCGUUCUUCAGCGUAGCGUAUAUCAUCGCGCCUCACAGCAUAAUCGGCCAAACCAUGAGGAAGCCAUUUAUCAAAUUCAUCUGUCAUUCCGCGUCGUAUUUCACUUUUCUAUUCAUGUUAAUUCUGGCUAGUCAGCGGAUAGAGAGCGUGAUCUUUAAUUGGAUGGGGCACGAGGAAGACGUAGAGGACGUCCAGGAGCAACCAACGCCGACCAAAAGAGGUGCCGCACCAACCAUCGUAGAAUGGUUUAUAUUGGCCUGGGUGUGGGGCUUGAUCUGGUCGGAGGUGAAACAAUUGUGGGACGUGGGCCUGGAGGAGUACGUGAACGAUAUGUGGAACGUGAUUGACUUCGUAACAAACUCGCUGUACGUAGCCACGGUGGCACUCAGGAUCGUAGCUUACUUCAGGGUGCAAAAGGAGAAGGAGAUCGGGGGAUCGAGACCUCUGAUCGAGCUUCAGCGUGAGGAGUGGGACACUUGGGAUCCGAUGCUCAUCUCCGAGGGCCUCUUCUCCGCCGCCAACAUCUUCAGUUCGUUAAAGCUCGUCUACAUAUUCUCCGUGAAUCCUCAUCUCGGUCCGCUGCAAGUUUCCCUUUCGAGGAUGGUCACGGACAUUAUGAAAUUCUUCUUCCUCUACGUGCUGGUUCUCUUCGCCUUCUCGUGCGGUCUCAAUCAACUUCUCUGGUACUACGCCGAUAUGGAGAAAAAACAAUGUCCCUCAGCGAUGUCGCAUGGUAAUGUUAGCCUCUCCAAUGCCGAUCCCAACGCGUGCACCGUUUGGCGCCGAUUUGCAAAUCUGUUUGAGACAAUACAAACACUCUUCUGGGCGGUAUUCGGCUUGGUGGACCUCGACAGCUUUGAACUGGACGGCAUCAAAGAGUACACCAGGUUCUGGGGCAUGCUGAUGUUCGGUACUUAUUCGGUUAUUAACAUCGUCGUUCUCCUGAAUCUCCUGAUCGCCAUGAUGAAUCAUUCCUAUCAACUAAUUUCGGAACGCGCCGACGUCGAGUGGAAGUUCGCGAGAAGCAAACUCUGGAUCAGCUAUUUCGAAGAGGGUGGUACCGCUCCGCCGCCGUUUAACAUCAUACCAACCCCGAAGAGCGCCUGGUACAUCAUACAAUGGGUAUAUCGAAAGCUCUGUGGACACAGCAGGGCGGCCAAGAAGGAACACAUGCGAACAAUCAGGCGAAAGGUCAAACAAGCGUCCGAGCGGGACUUCAGGUAUCAGAGUAUCAUGAGGAAUUUGGUAAGACGAUACGUCACCGUCGAGCAACGCAAGACGGAAGGCGAGGGUGUCACGGAGGACGACGUGAACGAAAUCAAACAAGACAUCAGCGCUUUUCGUUGCGAGCUCAUCGAGAUACUGAAGAAUUCCGGAAUGAACACCUCCACCGCGGCGAGCAGCGGUGCCGACGGUAGCCUUAAAGAGCUGUCCGUAGGUGCUGGUGGCAAGAAAAACCGCCAGAAAGAGAGACGCUUAAUGAAGGGUUUCAACAUCGGGCCGCAGCCGGGCGGAAGCGGUAGCCUACCGCCCGUGGCCGAAUUCAUCGCGUCCCUUCAACAAGCCCAACAGGAGAACACCCACGAGUUAUUUGGCUCAACUCUGAGCGGCAUAUUCGGACCGGCCACGACCGCGAAGAGGAGCCCACAUCACACCAGCACUAAUAGCAUGCCCGGGUUGGCCAGCGGGUCACGACCAAGCCACGGUACUCGCAGUAGCUCCCGGAAAAAGCGCUGGGGCACUCUCAUCGAAGCUGCGAAAGCUGGCAGAGUCUCCAGACUGAUCGGUAGGUCUCGUUCGGAGGACUCUGUAUACUCGCCAGCGUCCGAGGACGGCGGCUCGCGAUCUGAAGGCUCCUCAGACUCAAAGUCCUCCCUCGAAGGAGCCGGUCAUGAUGUACAAAAUGGGCAACACCCCCAUCACUCUCAAUCUCAUCAUUCGCAUCACGAGGCGCAUCACAUGUUUACCCACGGCCUGGGCCCAGCUCUGGCCGCCCUGAGGAAGAAGCGUAAAAAGUUCUCCGCCUCGAGGUCAUCCACCCCCGCGAUGACCAGCAGCACUAACACGAAUCCCGCGGACUCGAGCACGACGUCCUCGGUCGCCACCGUCCUGACGGCCAGGAUCUCUUCGAAGAAGAAGCAGUUGCAACGCGCCAGCAGCGUGCCCACCCGGGGCCCCGAAUUAACGCCACAGUCGUCAAUAACGUCGUCGCAAUGGCAGGAGGUCACGCAGAGCCAACGGCAGCCCGAUAUCAAUGUCGAGAUGAUCAUCAACGAGCGCAUCAACGCGCAGCAAGGUGCCCCACUGCCGUUGACCACUGAGGAGAACGUGGUAGCGAGCGGCUCGACGUCGAUCACGGCGAAGCGAAAUGGAUCUGCGGCGCAGCUGCAACGUCUUCCCGGCAUCGAGCCGAUUUCCGGCCACGACGUGUCCGCCGGCUGGCUCUGAGGAAACGGAUGUGUCGCCGACGGGCGGCGGCCGACCAGCUGACACAGGAAGCAUCAGUCGGAACUCAGCUUCGAGCUUCGUUUACAACGGCCAUGAGGCUAGAACGACGUCGACGACGAUAGUGCGCACACGCACGCGCGUGCACGCGGCACAACCGUCCCGACGUCGGCAGACGCACAAUGAUGCCUUUCUCGCGACGCGAUGCGACGCGCCAUGCCGAUUAAACGUAAGAGCGACGUCGAUCGGGAAUCUCGAAGAAACUCCCAUUUCUUAUCAGGAUCUCAUCCCCUUCCCUUCGCCAAUCCUUUUGCCACGAACACUUCCUUCAACGAGACAAUGGCUCGAAAAUUGCACUUCAAGAUUAUCGGUACGUUAUAUCUAUUAUUUAUAUUUUUUUUACAUAUUUAUUUUUAUAUUUAUUAUUCUAUAUUUUAUAUCCACGAAGGAGAAUUUUUACGAUUCCAGUGAAUUUCUAUUUUCUUCUUCCUCAAUUUAAACUCUUCUCGAGCAAAGAGAGCAGUCGUGUAUAAAAUGGUUUCGUAUCAUUUGUGCACUACUACUGUCCAAUAGUAUUGUCCAAUCGUUUUCGAAAUUAGUAAGGGUAAGGAAAUAUCAUGUACAAUUGAUUCGCGGCACCUUCUCGCGCGGCUGUCUUUGAGCGACGAUCGACGGUGUAGAUUGUACUUGAGAAUUAUUACUAUUACUACUACUGCCAGAGAUAAAGGAAGUGGCACGUGUGAGUCGGCGGCAAAUAGCCUAGUCAACACUAGUCAGAGUCAGAUCUUGUAACAAAGGAGUGAAAAAAAAGGAAGCUAUUAAUAUAUUAUUAAGUUAACUGUCGAGGAAGAACGCGACGAAUUGCGUUACCUCGAACAGAAGUCAAAUCUAUCGCAUCUCUUCAGAGAGCUGGUCUACUGAAGGAUGAAACUCGUAGUCUCUUAGCUCUUCUCAAGCGUUCAUUGUUUCGAUAGUUUCUUCCAUAUAAAUACUUAUCCUACUCUAGUCAUGACACGAGCUAAUCGAUAAUCAAUCAUUGCCAACGGAUUUCUAUUAUUUUUUAUUCCACGAUAUAGUUUACGACGGCCACGAAUGCGCGGCAUUGAGAGAAUCAAUUAUAUAAUAAUUCUUCCGUAAGACAUGCACGAUAGAUUGCAUGAAAGAGAGACGGCUGGAUUCCUUUAAAGUCACACAUUUCUGCAAAAUUCCGAUGUAGAAUUAAUCGCUCCGUUAAUUACAAGCUCGUGACUGUUAAAAGACGAAGUCGUCUUUUAACGAUCCAACGCGUAACUCUCUGCCUAUAUAUUUGGACUAUCAAGGCGGCUAAAUCUUAUCGACGAAUCGAUUCUCGUGAGGCGCAGAAGAGCAGGAGCGAGUGGCACGACCAAAGAAUACGCCGGUAGUACAUAGUCGAGUAGUGGCCUAAAAGGAACGAGAGUCCUAGAUAUUACGUACUAUUUCCUAGAUAUUACGUGUAUGUACGUUAACAACAAUUAUUACUAUCGUUAAUGUCAAACGAAUCGCGCGAUCAGCACCACAGGUAAGUUCCUGAGGAGCAAGUCGCCCAGAGGGCACUGUCCAAUUGCUCGCUCGUUUCGUCCCUUUAUUCGUCAUCGAUCUUCCCCGCGGUCUCGUUAACGCCGUAAGAGAGAUAUGAUCAUUAUUGAAGCGCUAUAUAUUUAUCAAACGGAUCAAACCGGCGCGACGCGGCGGCGCGGCGAAGUAACACUUCUAUAAAAAUAAAAUAGGAUUUGGACGAGUUGAUCGAACGAGUUAAUUAAGCGUUUUAAGAAAAGGUAAAUUUUUAAUAGGCGUUAUAAAUUUAAGAAAUUAUAUAAUGCAUCAUAAAAAAAGAUUUCAUUGUUUUAUAUAGUUGAUAUUAUAAUAUAUUGAGAGCUGGUUAUUUAUAUGAUCGUAAGAAAAGGGACGUAAUAUAAUGGUUUGGCGCUCUUGGUAGAUGUACAGUGAUUUAGUCAUUUUUAUCUCACCUACGUGUAUUAUUUAUAUGAGAUUAUUAAUGUAACUGUGUGAAGCUAGAUUUUUCCAGUUGGUGAUAAGUGUAAGCGAGAAUGCUCACGGUGAAAGAGGAAAGGAAAAAAAAGAGCUGGAGCCAACUGAUUGCGCGUGAUGGUGCUUGGAAUUAUUUGAAUAAAAAGUCCUGCGAAUCCGAUCGAAUUUUCUCACAAUCACGUUUCCGUUUGCCCGUGCACGUGCGCGACUUUGCGCGCGAAAACGCGCGCGUCACGAUAAAUAAUGGAAAACGGCGUAGCGAGGUCGAAAAACCUCUCGGAGUUGUACGAUUUUGGACGUUCUCCAAAGACAGUUAAUCGCAAUUCCGGAGUCUGCGGUGAAUUACGGGCGCAUGAAUUUCUACGUCGGAACGUAAGAAUAACAAGCGUGAUACCUGCAGCAUUAAUCGCUCGAGGCGAUCAAUCGCACGUUGCUCGAGGCGACGACGUAUCACGUACGUUUCGAAAACGUGCAGCCGCAGAAGCGUGAGAAUAACGCGAGAGACGAAAAUUGAAUAUUCGACUUUGAAUUUAAUUUCAAACGCGCUUCCCAUUUACGUCAUAAUUAGCAAAUGGUGUCAAACAUGAAGAGACUUCUACAUUCUUUCCGUCGUACAGCAAAAGUAAAUUUGAUAACAUAAAUUUAAUAUUAUGGUUAAUCAUUUUGAUAGAUAGUUUAUUUCGAUAUCUGAUAUUCAUUCGUAAACGACGCCGGGUUUGGAUAUAUUAAAUUUGAACGGACACAUUAUGAGAGAGAGAGAGACAAACGUUUUCAUCUGAUAGAAAGCGAUUACACUGAAUCUGUGUUUCGUGGUAUCGAUUGAAAUUCGAUGGGAAUCAGCAGGCGGCAAACGAAAUGUGACCAUUAAUAAAAUAUCAUUUAUUCUGAUAAUCCGUUUAUUUCGCAUUUAGCAUUUUGUACGGAGGAAUAGAACAGAGUAUAACGUUUAUUAACGCGAUUAAUUCGAAAGGAGGGAGAUAUCGGCGAUAGAGGACUGGCAGUAAUGUACAUUGAUAGUCUAUAAAAGCAUCGAUUAAUAUUAAUUUGAAUGUUCAACGUGGAUCGUUUUGUGAAGUGGAACGUUAUUAGAAUAUUUCGUUCCCUAUAUACAUACGAUAUAUAUAAUAUAUAUAAUCCAAAUGUUUUUAAUAAUUAAAUAUUUUAAAUCAAACUAUAUCUUUUUGUUACCGUAGCGCUUUUUGGCGUAGAAUAAAGGAAUCGCGCUCGCGAAAGAAUAUAAGAAAUAAUCAAAUUGCGCACGGGACACAAUAAUCCACGUUAUGCAUUCGUGUAUGUGGCUUAGGUCUCGUACGUUCUAAGAUUAAAAAUUUACAGAGAUUUACCUCUUUGCGAAUGUAAUUAAACUAUCUUUUUCUGA
Molecule: messenger RNA, 7673 nt
Organism: Solenopsis invicta (red fire ant)
Lineage: Eukaryota; Metazoa; Arthropoda; Insecta; Hymenoptera; Formicidae
Gene: Trpgamma
Product: transient receptor potential-gamma protein
Exons: 21
Coding region: 668-4288 (1206 amino acids)
Biological process (GO): manganese ion transport; calcium ion transmembrane transport; regulation of cytosolic calcium ion concentration
Cellular component (GO): membrane; cation channel complex
Molecular function (GO): store-operated calcium channel activity; inositol 1,4,5 trisphosphate binding; protein binding
Source: RefSeq, a predicted model, not a curated record